AUGGAUGGCGCCUUAAAUAAUCGAAGGCGUUCUGAACAUAAUAUCAAUUAUAUACAGUCAGCUGGAAAAAGAAAUAAUACUGAGAAUGCUGACUAUGUUGGAAUUACUAUAAGCGAUGAUUUUUCUCAAAAACAAUUACCUCCGUUGCCUGUUAUUAACAAUUCACCACAUUCACAGCAACAGCAACAACAAAACGGUCUACGAUAUAAUUUUUUUAAUACUUAUCAUACACAACGUCCUUUACAGCAGCAGCAAUCAAACCAACAGCAAAUUUUGCAGCAACAAUCCCACAAUCAACAACCAAUACUAGUACAACAAUCAAACCUACAACAACAAAUACUGAUGCAAAAUCAACCCUCUACAAAUCAAUUACCACAAUCAAUAAAGACUUCCUAUCAACAAACUUAUUUAAAUUCUCCUUCUAAUUCUUCACCUAAUAAACCUUCCACUACUUCCUACUCUUCUAACAAUAAUAAUAAAUCUUCCUACCAAUUACAUUCCUCGACACAUAAUGAUUACGCUUCAAAAGCUGAUUUUCGAGAUUCCUUAUUUCUCCGUGUUCGUUCUAAAUCCGAUUUACAGUCUCAGCCUGCAUUCCGCGAAAUAAGUACUGUGAAAAGCAUUGUUAAUCCACUAAAAUCAUUAACUGUCAAUCUAACAACAACGUAUCAAAAUAUCAAUCCUAAUUUUCGGUAUGAGCUCUCCUAUAAUCCACGAAGAGUUUUAACAAAGCCUUCAAAAGGUGUCAAAAAUGAUGGUUACGAUAAUGAGGACAGUGAUUAUAUUUUAUAUGUGAAUGAUAUAUUAGGGAGCGAAGAGGGUCAAAAGUAUCUCAUAUUAGAUAUUCUUGGUCAAGGGACAUUUGGUCAAGUUGUAAAAUGUCAAAAUCUUAAAACAAAAGAAAUUGUAGCUGUUAAGGUUGUGAAAAACAAACCUGCAUACUUUAAUCAAAGUAUGAUGGAAGUGACUAUAUUGGAGUUGCUAAAUCAAACUUGGGAUAUUAAGGAUCAACAUCAUAUUCUACGACUUUUGGAUACUUUCAUUCAUCAUCGUCAUCUUUGCCUUGUAUUUGAGCUAUUAUCUGUUAACCUCUACGAACUUAUUAAACAAAAUCAAUUUCGUGGCUUAAGCACAAACCUUGUUAGAUUAUUUACUGCACAAUUAUUGGAUGCGUUGACUGUGCUGAAUGAAGCACGAAUAAUUCAUUGUGACUUGAAGCCUGAAAAUGUAUUGUUGAAAAAUCUGGAAUCUCCUACUAUCAAAGUCAUCGAUUUUGGUUCUGCAUGUCAUGAACGGCAAACUGUUUACACAUAUAUUCAAUCAAGAUUUUAUCGAAGUCCUGAAGUAUUAUUAGAUAUGUGGUCUUUGGGUUGCAUCGCUGCUGAGUUAUUUCUAGGAUUACCAUUAUUUCCUGGCAGUUCAGAAUAUAAUCAAGUAUCUCGAAUAGUAGAGAUGUUAGGAGUUCCACCACCAUAUAUGAUCGAAGUUGGUAAAACAGCUCAUGGAUAUUUUGAACGUCAUAUAAAUGAACAUGGCCAAAAGAAAUAUCGUUUAAAAUCUAUGGAACAAUAUAUGCAAGAACAUGGUUGUGUGGAACAAGUUUCAAAAAGGUAUUUUUCAGCAACAACUUUACCAGAAAUCAUUAAAUCUUAUCCAAUUUUAAGAAAAGGAUUAUCUCAAAAAGAUGUCGAAAAAGAAAUGCAAAAUAGAUUGGCUUUCAUUGAUUUUGUUCAAGGACUGUUAAACUUGAAUCCAAUUGAGCGUUGGUCACCUCAACAAGCUAAGCUACACCCAUUUAUUACAGGAGAAAAAUUAACCGGUAAAUUCACUCCUCCUAUGCAACUUAAAUCUCCAAAUAAAGUUUGUGCCUCUUCUACACAAUCACCAAAUUCUCAAUCUACCACCAAUACACACUUAACAUCGUUAUCUACAAAUUCACAAUAUAAAACAUCAAAUUGUUCUCCAACAAAAGUAUUAAAUAAAAACCCAGUAAUUAUAACUCAUGACAUCCCUACUGUAACAAUUUCAUCCAACUCCAUUGCUACACCCAUAUCUUCUGCUCAAAUACUAUCAACACAACAGUCUUCCAAUAUAUCAACGUUAACACCUAAAUCAGGUUUAGGAUCACUGAGACCUCGUGCAAGUACAAUUGGAAAUAUUCAAGUUCCGCCACAAAUACAGAGAGCUGCAGCUCUUGUAUCACCAGGUAACACGGGAACAAUGCCCAUAGAAAAACUUAGACCUCCUAAGGAAAAAGAUCCAAGAC
This is a messenger RNA of Entrophospora candida, 2266 nucleotides long. The record is from the annotation of a GenBank genome assembly. Lineage: Eukaryota; Fungi; Glomeromycota; Glomeromycetes; Entrophosporales; Entrophosporaceae.